AUAAGCGUAAGUGUAGCGAGGGACCGGAUAUUCUCGACUUGCCCGUCAAAUAGUCAAAGCCUGGGCAUCUAUGAAGAUAUCGGUCUUCAACGAUAUUAGACACUAGGACCACUGCAGUGAAUCGUCUCAGUAACCCCGGCUUGACUGCCUUGCAUAUGCAUAUGCAUGGUGUCGCGUAUGGAUCGAUGAACAUUCACGCUGCUUGAUUGGCAGCACUAGUACAGGAGCGUUUUGCAGGCGUUCUGGCCGCGUAACUACUAAGCCGUGCUGCCGCAGCAGACUCAAAAAUGGGCGCUUGUACUAUUGUGCCACUCGCGUUGCCCUAUGUAGCUCGACCUGAGCGUCACGCUUUGUCCUUGUCUCGUCUAGAUCUAUUGUUCACCGCGAUAGGGUAGGUUGCCUAGGUAUUCCCACGAUUAGAUACCAUUGCGCGCCUCCACUAGCUUCUUGUCCACUCCUUGUCUUCCCCAACCAUCAUAACUCCACGAACGAAAUCUCACCAGGAUCGCUCCGCCACUUGCACGCAUGGACGCAGUAUCAUUGAGAAAAUUACCUCGCAAGGCACUACAGCGUCUCGCAAAGACUAACGGCAUCAAGGCGAACCUCAAGUCCGAGGACAUCAUAGAACUCCUGCUGAAGAAGCAGGAAGCACAACCGUCGGCGCAUUCGCCGCAACAUAUUGCGACCGCCACCUCCAAGGCGGGACAGAGACAGUCUUCAGAGGAACCACCACAACAUGGCAAUCCGGAUCCCGCUCGUUUAUCUGAUCCUCUAAAUGAUCCUGGUGUCGGUACGUGUUCCGCAGAGCGUCACGACUAUCACGGCCUCAUGCAUAUCAAAGAUCCUAGGGGUCCACCAGCCUCAAUGUCGCAUGAGCCUUCCGUGCUAUCCGAAACAACAGGAGAUCGUCCGCCACGAGAUGGACGGCUAUACGUUCCACCGCCCUCCGGUUCAUACGCGUUGCCAUCGUUCCAACACCUCGUUUCUACCCUUCCGGGACCUGGGCACGGACCGUCGCACUACAUACCGCAAGCACACACUCUAAAUGUUUUCGACGUGUCAUCUGCCAGUCGAGCUCUGUGGCCUUAUGCAAACCCGAGGCCCCCCGAGCCCUCUCCAACCAGUGAUUCCCACUCCCCUCAAGAGGCUUACCCAGCGAGCCUCCCGAACUCGACCGAAUAUCCCAAAGGACCGUAUCCAUCUACUGCUUUCACAAGCGACGUCUACGGUUUUUCCUUGUCAUCUUCGCACCACGGCUCGCAGCAGGCUGCAGAUCGAUACAUUCCGCCGUUGGAUGCGGGAGCAUCCGCAUCCACCAAUACACGUGCCGCACCAAUUGCUGGUGGUUCUGAUAUCGGGCCAAGCUACAGACCUCGCAACCCAACCCCUACAGAGGAGUACGACAGUCUUCUAGGGGGACCAGCAUUCACAGAGCCUGGUAGCGAUUAUGUGGAGGAGUGGACUCCUUAUACCUGCGAGAUGUCCGCGGGACCCAGCGAUCGCCAACCUAGACCCUCCGCUGCUGAGCGACCCAUGCAGUCACCUGCAUUUCCCCUCACUCAAGCUGUCUUCGAGCCUCCGGCUCGCCCCGCAUAUCCUCCCCGUGACAGCCCUGUCUUCCGUCCUCCCUCCACUCCCCAGAGUCGCGCCCAAGCACGUCCUCCCGCCCAACCUCUCCCCGUGCCAACCAUUCAACCACCUCAGGUAGCAGUGGAGUCCCACCAAGGCGAAGCGCAGGCUGAGGAGGAAAUCGACUGGGCAACUGAUGAAGAACUGCACAGUAUGGUCUCGAAGAUGGCGACGUUGGCGAGGCACAUGAAAGCUCGUUGGGAUGACAUCGAACCGAUGAUGUUGGAGUGCAACCGCACCGGGAAGUCCGUUCUGCGCCUGCGGACGAUUCUGCGACAGGAACGGGCGAGGUUCGACAGAAUGAGGGAGUACUUGGGACAUCUGAACGUCAGGCUAUCACCGGACUGGGUCGAGGAGGAGAUCUGGGACAAAGCCUGUCCUGUGCGUGCCGACAAGGAUGGGAAUAUAAUCGAGAUCGAGACGGACGACGAGGAAGAAGCUGAGUGGAGGAGGAAGCAUCCGCGGCCCUACAACGCUCAGCCGACGGAGAUUAUUAUGAAGAAGUAUGCUCCAGUUGUCUCAGUUGAAGACUCGCUCGAAGAUCUCGAGACCAUCGUUCCCCGCGCUGCCAUCGCUUUCGCACGACUACACGAGGGAUCUAACAUCCAGAGCCGACAAGAGCCUCUUCCUCAGACCCCAAAGCGUCGUCGUGAUGGCGGUGACCCUGGCCGGGCAGCAAAGAGGACUCGAGGCUCUGCGGGAAGAACACCUGCACCGAAGGCCUUUCUGGCCGGCAAUGGAGCGGGUGCGAUGGAAAGGGAGCGGCAACAGCGCAAGAGUCUCUCUCUUGCAGAAAUAGUCGAAGAAGAAGAGGAUAUGGAGAUGACAAGCGUCGUGACCAUGCUCAACCAGCCGAUAUACAGCUCAGAUCGUAGUGUGUGAGAAGCGGGGUCGUCGCUCGUUAUUGUUGGAGCGUGCCAUACUUGUACCAUCUUGUAUCUUGUCAUGUCUGGCAUACGACACCUUCUGUAUGUAUACCGUACGACCCGAAGUCAUCAAUUGAAGCACUGACGAGCGCAUUGACGCCAUCAGAAGAGGGUUGAAGACACCGUCGACGUCCAUCUGUGUUCAGUAGGCGUAGGCAUACUCAGAAGCUGAUUCUUCCUCGCCAGACGCGUACUCCGCCCCGAGUCCAUAUAGGUCCGACGCACCAUCCCCACCUAUGUUCAGCCUAUUGAACUCCCCUAACAAGCGAUCGCGAGCAUAGUUAUCCCGAAUGACGAUACGGGAUGCAAGGUCUUCAACCGCUAUUAUGGGUAUACUCGCGCCAUGAAGCAUUGUGGCCAUCGCACCGUAGGCAGAGGGAUAGUCAAGGACCGUGUCUUCUAAAGUUAUGAUCUCCGCUUCGAAUAUUUUGAUGGAGCAGGGGUCUUCCGCGAGCACUCGGCGGAUGGAAGGAGUCGAAAGGAGAGAAGCGACCGCCGCGGCAUCUGCUUCAUCGCCUGAGCCCAUCGCGGCAGAGAUGAAUGUCGC
Dichomitus squalens LYAD-421 SS1 is the source of this 3102-nucleotide messenger RNA. RefSeq lists its product as uncharacterized. Lineage: Eukaryota; Fungi; Basidiomycota; Agaricomycetes; Polyporales; Polyporaceae. Bases 526 to 2511 code for a protein of 661 amino acids. The record is from RefSeq and is a predicted model, not a curated record. The transcript is spliced from 7 exons.